Oppia nitens is the source of this 1382-nucleotide messenger RNA. RefSeq names its product defective in tip formation protein A-like. The transcript is spliced from 3 exons. Bases 32 to 1327 code for a protein of 431 amino acids. NCBI's taxonomy places the organism in Eukaryota, Metazoa, Arthropoda, Arachnida, Sarcoptiformes, Oppiidae. The record is from RefSeq and is a predicted model, not a curated record.
UGUUUUAAGUAACAAGAAAAAAAUAUCAUAAAUGGUAAAAACAUUUCCAACAACAACAACAAAAACAAUACAAACUAAAGCAAUGACAUCGACAACAACAACAAUACCAACAACAUUGUCAACAACAACAACACCGGCUGUGGCGGCGCCUCCGGUGGUCAAUAGGACGGCCACAACAACAACAACACUGGCAUCUAAUGUAUUGCUGAGUCCAUCACAGGAGGACAUCUAUGUUGAAGCUCUCAAGUCAUACCAGAGGUCACGGCUUGAAUACAUUCGGCAGGAAAUGUCGGAAAUGCGCCAAUACUUACAAUCGUUGCGACAACAGGUACUGAAAUUGGAGUCCCGACGGCGGCCGCCCUACGAAUACGACGAUCGCGAUUGGUGGCAACGAUUGGUCACAUUGGGCGACGACAAUACACGCUUGCGUAUCGAUUGUCACGUAUUGGCCAUCGAAGUCGAUUUGUACGCUUCGGGACGACUCAUACCACUGGGUGUUACCGACGAAGAUUACUAUAGGAAUCUGCCGCCGCCCGGACCGAACAAUCCACCGAUAGUACCGCGACCACUAAGCGCCGGUAGUAGUAUUGUUGGAAGUCAACAACACCAGCAGCAACAACAACAGUCCGAUCAUCGACAGCUGGUCUCACCAUAUCCUGUUCAGCAGCAAAUGUUUGGCCAUCCGAUGAUCCCUUACCACCACAACCAGCAACAACAGCAGCAGCCAUACGGGCGGUUAUACUAUCCCCGUCUCGGACUGUAUAACGUUAGUCACAGUGGUGUCGGCGGCGGUGGUGACCUAUUAAAUCAAGUACCGCCAGCACCGGCACCCGUUUGGCUCGGGUCGUAUCGUGUGCGCCAACAGCAACCUAUCGGCACCGGAUCAACAACAACAUCGCAAACAGCAUCGGCGGCUGCACCGGCUCUGCCAUUGCGCAGUCAUAGCUAUAUGGAACUACCGCCACCACCGCCACAGUUACCGCCGCGACCGUCCCGAUCGUCGUUAAGUGCACCGUCCAAUCGGACACCACCAGCAGCAGCAUCAACCGGUGCUGGUGGUGUUGUUUGUGAUGAAGGUGCCCGUUGGGUGUGCGAAAAGUGUACAGUCGAAAAUCAUCCGGCACUGACCUACUGCGAGGUUUGCGAAAUGCCUCGCAAUACUAUCGGUGCUACCAGUGCUGCUGCUGCUGCUGUCUGUGCUACCGGUGCUGGUGGUGGUGGUGGUCAAGUACCGGCUACUGCUGCUGUAGCGCAUACUAUCAGCGAUAAUAAUAGUAGUACUGAACAGUGCUAUUGUCGGGAUUAUUGUCAAAUUAAUAAUAAUUAGGAUUAUCGGGAGUUUACUGUAUUUAUUGACAAUGAUAUCUAUGAAGUUUUUUUUC